AUGUUCCUUCAUUGUCCUCCCUGGCGAAAGCCUCGGCCUGAAUCCCCCUCAGAGGUCGCUCGAUCCUAUCAAGAGAGCCCAACCCGUGUGCCUCAGACGCUGGAGCAAGGCCAGGACAUUCCUCACGAGCUGGAACAUCCAGACUCUCACGCCAAGUUACACACAGGAAGCCUCUCCCGCAUUAUUCGACGUCGGCUUUCACGCGACUCCAGGGGAUCCAGUGCCUGUCACGACAAGGGAAAAAUCCCUUUCUCUUUUGCGCGCAAGUCUCCCAAGCCCACCCCCAAGCACUCGACGGAACUGGCAGCCUUGGCCGGCUACGGAAGCAGUCUUGUGAGCGAAAGUCGUUACGAUAGUGAUGCACAAGGUGUGGCAACACCGCAGCAAGAGUCUGCCCCAUCGCCCUCAUCGCCUCCUUCUAGGGUGAGACUCAGCGAUGUGAUCGAGAGGUCGCAAGAGCAACCUGACUCGGGGCAAUGGGGUGUUGAAGUAGGCCAAAAGACUACUGAACCCCAGCAGUCGAUCUGUGGGAUGCGCUUUUUACAGACUCCCUCGCCCAGCCUGAACAGCCUCCAGUACUCCGACCUCAGGGAAAGUUGCCCGGAAGGUUGUCGCCCCUUAAGUCAUGAUCCCAAUCAUGUCGACGAUCCUGCAAAGUCUGCGACAAGCACACACAUGGCCGAGCAACCGGUGAGCGAAUUUGAAGGCAUUCCGCAUCCCGAUGCCUCGGCGACACUAGCUACAGCCGCAGAGGGAUGGAUCAUGACCGCUUAUCAAAGUCAGAAUUGCGAAUCAGAGUACGGUCGUGGCACAAGUCAUGAAGAUAGUCCCACACCUUCAUUGUUGAGUACACCUACGAAGCUAACUGUGCCAAAACGGCGACAGCGAACGGAUUCAGGUAGUGGGCUGGGUGAUCACCGGUCUGUACAUCUGGGUGAUAUGGGAAUCUCCAGGCAACUUGCCUCUUCGCCCAAUUCCUCUGUCGGAGACUCGCACCGGCCCUCGUCAGCCGAGCCAACCUCGCUCAAGCGACAGCAGGUCAGGAUGUCAGCGAAUAUCCCGUCAAACCCUGUUCCAAUGUCUCGCAGCCCAACAACUCACGUCAACUCAGACCUUGGAUCCGAAGCUCCCUAUCUCGAAAUUCCAACAGGAUUGUCAUCCUGCCCGCAGGACUCGGCACCAUUGAUAGGGGACAUGCUUGAAACGCCACCAUCUCCGACAAGCUCCGUCGACGAACACGUUGGUACCAUCCAGAGAAGCAAAUACGACCCCACGGCUGAAGAUAUUCGUGAAUACGAGAAUGCCAUGGCCGCAGCCAAGGGGUCCAUUACAAGCAGAUUCCAAGAGCAUUGUGAUAGUGAGGCCUCGCCUGAGCCCAAGGUGCUGACGCAGCCUUGCGAACCACUAGCUGAGGCUCCGCGCAAAGUGAGCAUCGGAUGGAUGUCUGGUGGCCGGCGAAUCGGUUAUGGAUAUGCCCCAGUACCUAGCCCCGAUGAUGAUCUCGUCAAACACGACAAUGGCACAUUGAACGGUAGCCAGUCCACUUUAUCGUUGGCACGAGACCUAGUAUUGCCAAUUCCCUCACUGAGCACAGCCGUCCGGGAUGAUCAAGCUGGCAACGAUUGGAACAAGGAAUGCGACCCAUACUUCACUGCACACUCGACCGUCUUCAAAGGGUCAGGUCUGACAGGCUCACUCACGCAACUUGAAAAGAUUCAGCCAGCCACCUUGCCAAGAACAAAGAGGCCAUUCAAACCCGAUGCAGAAACUCUUCAGCACAACGGCUCCUUAGAAGGUCCGGCAAAGGUUGGUUCACGAGGACUUUGCACAGAUUGCAGUCCACCAGCGCUCGCCCUAGGCGUUGGUUCUGACCCACAUGUCAAGGGCGUGACCAAAACUCAACUUGACGCGUUAAGAGAUCACCUUGCUAGUCUACGCACGUCGAACAAUAUGACGCCUCGUCCUGCACAAACCGCGGCAAGUCCAGAAACAGCCACCGUCAAGCUGCCACAACUCAAGAACUCACGUAGUGUCUCCGGGAGCAGCUACAAAGAUGUGGACAUUGAUCCCGAUUAUCCGGGGAUCGAGUGUCAGGCCGUGGCUCGUCGGCUUCGAGCAAAUAGUGUACGGGACUCACCGAUAUCCCGAAGACUAUCAAAAUUUCGGGUGAGCAAAGGAUACUCAAGUCCUUCUCCAAAAAAAGCUUCGCGGUCUUCACUUAUCUUGGACCAAGCUCGUGCAUCAGGUUGUCUGGAGCGGGGUGAUUCUGUCAGGAGUUCUGGCGUAGAUGCAGAAGCAUUAGCCAGCAUGUAUCAAGAGUGCAUCAAUAUGCCGGGAUCCUUUGAGGGUAGUCGAUGGGCAAGUCGGACCAGCCGGCUAUUGCUCCAUCGUGAUAUCAAUCCUGAUCGGUGA
Molecule: messenger RNA, 2412 nt
Organism: Penicillium diatomitis
Lineage: Eukaryota; Fungi; Ascomycota; Eurotiomycetes; Eurotiales; Aspergillaceae
Exons: 2
Coding region: 1-2412 (803 amino acids)
Source: RefSeq, a predicted model, not a curated record